Molecule: messenger RNA, 951 nt
Organism: Alternaria ventricosa
Lineage: Eukaryota; Fungi; Ascomycota; Dothideomycetes; Pleosporales; Pleosporaceae
Exons: 1
Coding region: 1-951 (316 amino acids)
Molecular function (GO): protein binding
Source: RefSeq, a predicted model, not a curated record
AUGGCUACUCAAAAACGAUUGAAUGAUGCUGCACGUCUGACACUACCAAAGACCGUGUUUACCCUGAGCAAACUACCAGAGUACAAGCUCCUUGACGCUUGUGCUUAUGAGAAUAUACUAAUUAUGGAUAGUCUAACUAGCGAAGUCGUUCAAGUGAAGCUUGGAUACUUCAUUUACGACUACAAUCAGCCUCCCGCACAGGUUGAUCCACGUCAGAGCAAAAUAGAUGAUUUCUUCUGCAAAAUCCCCAAGACCGAUAAAGCAGACAAUGCCACUGGAAAGGUUGACUCGGCAAGUGAUACGGAAGCCAAGAAGGACGAAGAUAUGUUCCACGUGCACAAGAACGUUUUGUGUAAAACGUCCGCAUUCUUCCAGGCCGCUACAAAGCAGGUAUGGCGGGGCCGACCUCGAAAACCUAUCGAUCUUACCACGGAAAACGGAGAGGAUUUUAAAUGUUAUGUACAAUGGUUAUACAGUGGCAGAAUCGCGAUAAGCUACAACCCAGAUCCUCAGCAAAAUGACACAAACGGUUCAUAUCACCCUUUGGACGAUCUCAUAGACCAGUACCUCUUAGGGGGUAGGAUCAUGGAUCCAACUUACCAGAAUGCUGUCAUGAAGGUUUUCAUAGACUGCAUAACUACGGGACUCCGCUUCGAUCGUGGAACGUACGCGAUUCAGAAAGCGUACAAAGGCACUAUGGCCGGUGAUCCGAUGCGAAAGCUGCUUUUGGAUUUCUGGAUUUGGACAGCGGAUGAUACUUGGGACGUUUCUGAUAUCAUUGAAGAUGCGGGCAAAGAAUUCACCCAGGAGUUGCUGGCUGCUUUGCUGGCGAAGCGCACACAUCCUGGAUGGUUUGGCAAAAAUAGGCACAUGAGGCCAUGGACUGAUCCUCAAACCCAAGGAGCGUAUUACAUCAAAGUUCCUGAUGGCAAGAAGAGCGUUACUGCAUAG